GUUUUAAUGAGUUUUCUUCAUUCCAGUGAAUUAUUGUCAUACUUUUCGUCUUACGUAAUGUGAGAAUAUAUACAUAUGAAUAUUAACAUAUUGGUUGGAGUUACAAAGAGAAACUAUUAUCCAUGGAUAAUUGUGGAUAUCCGAAACCCGAACAGGUAUGAGCAUGAUUUUGAUUUUCUACCCAUAUGGGUAAAACCCGAACUACUUUGGGUAGGGUAACGGAUAUGCACUAUCCGUCCCCGACCUGACCCGUCGCCACCCCUAACGUUGACUUGACGGCGUCAUGGGGCCAGGCCGCCACGGCGUUAUAUGUCUAAUGUCUGCCGAAUUCAAAGUUAUUCGACGACGAAUCCGCCGAACGCACCUCUAGUAAUCCUCGACGUCCGACCGCAUCCGGCAGGAUGCAACAUAACGCCAACAACAAACAAACAAAAAAGUUUACGAUAUAUAUGUUUCCAACAACAAGAUACCCUCCUCAACUUUCCAUUCAAAAGUUUACGACAUAAAUGUCGAUCAGAGCCGGAGGAGUUGGUUCCCCGUCGACGGUACUACUACGACGACUACUAUGGAUACUCACCGUCACCAUCUGGUUAUUCCUCCCGGCGGCGGGGACGGCGCAAGAGGCCGUCGCUGAUCCUCUGUGCAGCACCGAGAAGCUGAAGGGCGGGGAGGCGAUCGACUACGCGAUCGUCCACCUGGUGUGGAACCUGCUGAACGCGGGGCCGAGGCUGGCGAAGGAACAACCUCCCGGGGCGAUCGCCUGUUACACGAACGUCUACGAAGGUGACGUGGGCACCGCCACGGCUUACGGUUCGGUGUCUUGUAACCUGCAGGAUGCUGGCAGCUGCGCGACCUGCCUGGACGACGCGCUCCACGCGCUGUCGGAUGCCUGUAGCGGCAGCGCCGGGGCGCAGGUCACGCUCCCGUACUGUUUCAUGAGGUUUGAGGAUUACAGAUACUGCGAUUGAUUGAUUGAUUUGGAGUUUAUAGUUAAUCAUCGCUGUUCAUGCGAUCAGAUCUGCUUCUCUUUGUUGUGUUGUGAUUUGGUUACUGUUCUGGUUGGGUGUGUGUCUGUGUGUCUAUAAUGUUAUGCAUGGCCGGUUUUGCAAUAAGCUUUUACUAGCGUGGCCCAGCCAUUUGCCCGGAGGAAUGUGAAGUAUGAAAUUUGAUAAUGUAAUGGGGUGUAUAGCUUAUUAUUGUAUAGUUUUUUGGAAAUACAUUAACCAGUUAUUAUACAUUCAACCAACUCAUUAAAUAUCCUAUGCAUCAUCAAGUCCAGACCACUUGAAGGAAACUAGCUUCAAUGCCAAAGCAGCAUAGUCCAUCAAAUUGUACCGUACCGGUGGUUGAACCACGAAAUACCAGUAUUAGAGGCUAAAUUGGUAGGCAGUAUUUAACGGUACUACGGUCGAACUAUGAUUAAACUACGAUUGUACAAUAAAAUUUCCUACCACUAACUUUAACGGUACAGUAUCCUGCUAAUCACCACCACCUCGCGCCAAUUGUCAGGUGGUUGGCUCACCGCCACCGGCGGCGGCUGGCUUAGGUGACGUAGUAAUCAAAAGUUUUGCUCUCUACUUGUCGAUGUCAUUCGGAUUCGGUAAUGGUAGUCGUGAACUCGUGAUUUGAUAAUGCAAUGGUACCUUGACAUAUGCAAGCAAAUGAGAGCUUUUUUUUCACCCAACGAAAAACAAUCGAGAGUUAGUGAACUGAUGAUAACUGUUAACAGCCGGUCAAAUUUAUCAAUCAAUCAUGACAGGUCUGAAACAGGCAAUGGCGCUCUAGGAGUGUGAGUAUGUACAACAGAAAUCGCCAUAGACCACGAUGGAGAAGAAGACCAACAGAAACAGGAGUAAAGUAGACUACAGCUAGUGGCAAAACGCAGCAUCGUACAACCGUGUGUAUAUCCUCGUGUCCAGACUCGACUCCGUCCUGCAAAUAGAGCAAAGCCUUUGAUCUCAGUUCGAGUUAUGCAACACAGGGGAAAUGUAGACGACAAUGUACAAUGCAAAGAUCAUCUCUUUACAGAAACCAAAUGCAGGACAUUAGUUGGAGAGGAGAUAACAGUCAACAACAGACAUUCAGAUGAGCAAUAAUACAAUGUUUUUUUUUUUCCCUCGACAAAGAUUAUCUUCAACAACACCUAAGUGGGGAUCGAUUUUGAGAAUAGCUAUUGUCGACAAUACAAUAAGGGAGGACUAUAUAGAAGUUCACAAGAGAAAUAGAAGCUGGUGAUAUCAAGAGCACCACAGGUUUAGUUGUCAAAUACCAAAUAUUUGGACAUGGAAGCCUCUCAUCACAGCAAAUGAAGAUAGUUUUGAAAAAUAACCCCACUUCAGUUCGAAAGGUUUUCGGUCAAGAAGCAAUUUAGAAUCAAAUCAUCAACUGUUUGCAAAGCAUCUACUAAGGCCAUCCGAGUUUCCUUCAGCAGAUGAAAGCCCUUUUAGGCUACAUAAAUUAAAAUGGUUUCAGCAGCUACACAUAACGGAUAUUGGAAAACCCCAGUUGGCCAAAUUGGUGUAAUGGCAUACUAAACAGCUAAAGACACA
Messenger RNA from Linum trigynum, 2549 nucleotides. NCBI's taxonomy places the organism in Eukaryota, Viridiplantae, Streptophyta, Magnoliopsida, Malpighiales, Linaceae. The record is from the annotation of a GenBank genome assembly.